Molecule: messenger RNA, 1162 nt
Organism: Anarrhichthys ocellatus (wolf-eel)
Lineage: Eukaryota; Metazoa; Chordata; Actinopteri; Perciformes; Anarhichadidae
Gene: mcrip1
Product: MAPK regulated corepressor interacting protein 1
Exons: 5
Coding region: 176-472 (98 amino acids)
Source: RefSeq, a predicted model, not a curated record
GAUUGGUUGGCAUUGGCAACGUUUUAGCAGGUCUAACGGCGUACUCAGUCUCUGAAUAAAGAAACCGAAAGGAAGGGUUGUAAAAAAAGAAUUCAGCUGAGGACUUCUGAACCUUUUUAUUCUUCAAAUCUACUCACCAUAGAGGAGCAAGGAGCGAGUACAGACUGCAAACAGAAUGACCAGCUCAUCUGCUCCCAGGAUGGUGAAUAGUUACAAGCGGACUUCAAGCCCCCGAUCCCCGACAAACAGUGGGGAGCUUUUCACCCCAGCACACGAGGAGAAUGUGCGCUUUAUUCAUGAUACCUGGCAGUGUGUUCUCCGAGACAUCAGGUCAACACAGAAUAGUGAACGUAAUGACCGUGGACCACAGGAGUACGUGGAGAAGAACCCAAACCCUAACCUACAUUCUUUCACACCAGUGGACCUAAGCGACCUUAAGAAACGCAACACACAGGACUCCAAGAAGUCCUAGUCUUUCUCACGACGGUCCGGUUGCUUCUUUCCACCCAUUAUCCUCGAGAACUUUUCCUCCAUCAGCCAGAAAGUCAGCCCUGUUGGCCAGUCUAGCACAGAAUGCCAAUCUCAUUUCUCAACUCUGGACCAUAGCAAUGCCUGUCUCUUUCUUUACCCUCUGCCACUGACCACGAAGAAAGGAACCAGGAUUCCAGGGAGCACAGAUCCUCUCGUCUCUUGGUUCAUGUUUUUUCAAGUCACUAAAUUUUCAUACGUACAUUCUUUAUGUGGAUGGGACUGAUGCAGACUUUCAUCAAAAUUUGCUGACAUCUGAUGCUGAGGUACAAACUGUCAACACUCCACAGGACGCAAAAGACUGCAGUCUUAAACAUAAACCUUUUCUUUACUACUGCUACUUAUAUGACUUUGGAGGAAAAUGUGAAAGGGCUGACUUCUUUUUUUUGUUUGUUUUUGUUCUGGAAGGUAGUAUGAUCAGUAAAUUGUAGAAGUAAUGGAAUCGUCACAUUAAGGUAUACACUUUAUGGGCAAGUUUUGGACGCCAAAUGCAACAUAGAAGGCCAACGUUUUUAUUAUAUAUUUUCUUGCCCUCAAAUGGACUUUACUAAGUAGAGACCUCCCCGAGUAUGCUGCCCUUGGUUAACCCCCCUAAGCCUUGAAACAAAAUGUUGAAUAAAAGACUUUUACAGUA